This is a messenger RNA of Raphanus sativus (radish), 546 nucleotides long. RefSeq lists its product as uncharacterized. The record is from RefSeq and is a predicted model, not a curated record. The transcript has a single exon. NCBI's taxonomy places the organism in Eukaryota, Viridiplantae, Streptophyta, Magnoliopsida, Brassicales, Brassicaceae. Bases 1 to 546 code for a protein of 181 amino acids.
AUGGGAAAUUACGUCUCCUACUAUCUACACAACCAAAGCCAGCAGGAAGAUUCGUCUAUAGAAGUGUUCAUGAAAGGAGGUGCGUGCAAAGAAGUAUUCACUGCUUUUCAAGAUUGUGCCAAGAAAGCUGAGAAAAACAAUGAAAGUAUCGGCAUUAAGUGUUAUCCUAUGAUGGAGAAGUGUAUGUUGGCUCAUUCUGAAUACUAUUAUCCCAUCCUGGAGGCUGAGAAAAAUGCAACGGAAGUGAUGAUUAAGGAUUUCCUGCCGUCAACUGCUGGGCGAGAUCUAACGGAAGGUAAAGAAGACGCAGAGGUGGAGGAGGAAGCAAAGAGAAUCUUAGCCGUUAUGGAAGGAGGUGGAUGUAAAGAAGCUUUCAAGGCCUACCUAGAUUGCAGUGACGAAGCUGAGAAGAAAAAGGAAGAAACAUCAGCCAAGUGUAGCCAGCAGAUGUCCAAGCUAGUGAGAUGCAUGCAUGCUAACCCUGAGCACUUUCAAUUUAUUCGUGCAGGGGAAGAACAGAUGAGGAGGGAGUUAGAGUCCUUGUGA